Molecule: messenger RNA, 1125 nt
Organism: Parastagonospora nodorum SN15
Lineage: Eukaryota; Fungi; Ascomycota; Dothideomycetes; Pleosporales; Phaeosphaeriaceae
Exons: 3
Coding region: 1-1125 (374 amino acids)
Biological process (GO): protein retention in ER lumen; endoplasmic reticulum to Golgi vesicle-mediated transport
Cellular component (GO): endoplasmic reticulum; membrane; cis-Golgi network
Molecular function (GO): ER lumen protein retrieval receptor activity
Source: RefSeq, a predicted model, not a curated record
AUGAAGUUCAACGUCUUCCGCAUCCUGGGCGAUGUCUCGCAUACGUCAUCGAAGCUCAUUCUGAUAUGGGCCAUUCACUCCAACAGCAGCGCUGAGGGUGUCUCGCUCAUCACACAAGCUCUCUAUGCACUCGUUUUCUGCACGCGCUAUCUCGACAUUUUCACAUCAUCUGCGACGGCAGAUGGCUGGCACACAUGGAACUUCACGCUAAAGGUGUGUGCAGUGAUGAGAGCUGCACACAACAUGAAUUGUGCUGACCGCUAUCAGAUCUUCUACACGCUGUCCUCACUGUACAUCAUCUUCCUUAUGACCAGCGUAUAUGCACGCACACGGGAACGAGAAAAGGCAUGGAAGUUCGGUCUCUACUGUCUGGCUGGGGCUAUUGUCAUUGCGCCGUUCUGGUACCUCAUCUUCCAGAAGUGGAUCAUCAGACACAACACUUUCAUGGGACUACUUUGGGUUUUCUCUGAGAUACUCGAAUCCGUCUGCGUGAUACCGCAGCUGCUGUUGCUCCGCCAGACCACCGUCCCGACCGUCAUCGAUUCCUACUACCUCGUCACGCUCGGCACAUACCGCUUCAUGUAUGUCCUAAAUUGGAUUGUGCGCGGCGCCAACGAGCCCGCAUAUGCGGACCCUACAAGCUGGAUCUGGGGCUCUAUCCAGACCGCACUCAUGGUCGACUUCGCAUGGGUCUACUACACACGGCAGCGCGUCAAGUUACGAAGAGGCGGCGUGGUCGACUCGGAAGAUUUGGGACGCGGCUGGCUCGUCGGUCGCUUGGCCGGUGGGCGCAAGAGCGUGGACUUUGACUUUGACGAGGAAUCCGCGCCACGCAACGAAGAACCUGAGCCAGCGAACAAGUGGGGAAGGCGCGGCAUCUCGGUGUCCGCAGAUGAAGGCGUCGAGGGCGCGCCGAAGAGAAAGAGCCCGGCGGCAGGCAGUGUGGACCCAGAGAGUCAGCCUCUGACCGACCCCGCUGCUUUUGAAGAUGAGAGCGACGAUGAUGCGCCACCGCCGGCUGCUUCGGGAAGCUCUGCAGUCGCGCAUGACAGCGGCGUCAGACGAGACGAGUGGGACGACGACGUCGACGACGACGCGACGCCACAUGAUGGAGCAGCCAAAUAA